This is a messenger RNA of Gloeophyllum trabeum ATCC 11539, 757 nucleotides long. RefSeq lists its product as uncharacterized. The record is from RefSeq and is a predicted model, not a curated record. The coding region runs from base 1 to 492 and encodes 163 amino acids. The transcript has 4 exons. NCBI's taxonomy places the organism in Eukaryota, Fungi, Basidiomycota, Agaricomycetes, Gloeophyllales, Gloeophyllaceae.
AUGUCUGUUGCAACACCAACCGUCCUUCCCCGUAAUUCAUUAUUCCCGGAUCUCAUGACAAGGCAGCCCAAACAGCCUUACCCGACGCCAAAAGCCCCAUGCGGGCGAUACCAGGGCCCUAUGAAACGCAACUUUCAACUGGAGAUGACCCAACUAGAUGAGGAGGAGAGCGAACUAGAAAGUCUCAUACAGAUGCGCAGGAAUAGAGGUCAAGAUUAUAUGGUGCCCAUGGGCAAACUCUUGACUCGAUCGGAAGAAACGACCGAGACUGGCGAGGACGAUCCUGAUGGUGACGGAAGUGAGGUGUCAGGGUCGGACCAGUCUCUUGGGCCAGGUCAUUCUGGUGCAGAAGAAGAGAACGACGACUCCGCUGUGGACUUGGACGCUGACAUGGAAGACAUGGACGAACCGAUGGGCGAUACUACUCAAGAAACGGAAGAUCUGGAUGAAGGGGACUCGGAUGAUUUCGAGGAAGAACCCUCAGACGUGUAGCCUUUAGAGCCACACCGUUUCUAUGAAUCACCUUCUGAGCUCAUUGCUACAUUUCGACGCAUAUCCCUUGCCCGCGCAAGGCAAUACACCAUCUGCAUCAUGUUCCUUUUGCAUCUCGCGUUACUCCGGCCGCGAUGUACAUAGGUCUGACCGACUCCUGAUAAAAUUAUAGUGCUAGUGCUAUACAAUGCUCUACAUGAUAUAAAUACUAUACAAUAUCAGGAUAUUCAAGCAAUCAAAUCUCGUACAUCCGCCAUCGAAUGCC